AUGGCGACGUGGAAGAGUGCGGCGAAAUGCCAUCGUCGAAUUCAUCAAGAGAGGCACCAACCAGAAAGCAGAGCCCACUUGGGUUUAUUGGAAAAACAUAAGGACUACAAGGAAAGAGCCAAAAAUUUUCAAAACAAGAAGAAUACCAUAUUAGCUUUGAAGAGAAAAGCGCUUGAUAGAAAUCCCGAUGAGUUUUACUUCCAUAUGAUAAAUUCAAAAGUAGAGGAUGGCGUUCAUCAUGAACUUGAUAAAGAAGAUGAGCACACUCCAGAGCAAAUUAGCCUCAUGCAGACACAGGACUUACGUUAUGUUCGAAUGAAACGAACCAUUGAAUCCAAGAAAAUCAGUAAAAUGCAGUCACAACUACAUUUAAUUGAUGUAGCCAACAAAACAGAGAAUAAACACAUUUUCUUUGUUGAUUCAACAAAAGAAGCUAAGCAGUUUGAUGUGGCAACACAUUUAGAUACUCAUCCAUCUCUUCUAAAGCGUCGAACAAACAGAUUAAAAACAUCUACACUUCAACAACUAUCUCUUCCUAAUGUUACUAAACCUGAGUUGGAAAGAGCUGCAAUGUCUCGUGAUAAUGCCUACAGGGAACUCAGUCGAAGAAUCGAAAGAGAGAAGCAGUUACAAGUAAUUGAAGAAAAGCUUGCAAUUAAAAGAUACCUCCAGAACAAGAAGGAAAUGGCUCCUGAAAGGGUCAAACCAGCAACAAAAAGUGCUCCUCCUGUGUACAAAUGGCAGUAUGAUAGGAAGAGAUAA
Molecule: messenger RNA, 762 nt
Organism: Gryllus bimaculatus (two-spotted cricket)
Lineage: Eukaryota; Metazoa; Arthropoda; Insecta; Orthoptera; Gryllidae
Source: the annotation of a GenBank genome assembly